AUGACAGUAAUCGACAUUGAAGUAGUCUUUGACUUUGUUUGUGCGUGGUGCUAUAUCGGCAAGCGCAAACUCGACCGAGCCAUCGCGCUGUAUCAAAAAACAUACCCAGGUGGUCGAUCCGACAUUUUCUCUAUCAAAUGGAGCCCUUACUACCUCAACUACAACCCACACCCCCACAGCGUGCCUAAAAGUGACUUGAUUGAUGAGCGAAUGGGAGACAUGACUCCAGAGCAGCGAGCCACAUUGUUCAACCGCAUGAACCAAAUUGGACGCACUGUUGGCAUCAUUUUCAAGCCCGGCGGCCUCAUUGGGAGUACGCGUGACGCGCACCGUCUGGUGCAUCUCAGCCAGACCAAGUCUCCUGAGAUCCAAAAUGCCUUGGUGGACACUAUUUUACAAGCUUAUCACGAGCUGGAGAAGGACAUCUCAUCCAAGGAGGUGCUAACAGAGCUCGCCGUGAACGCUGGAUUGGAGCAGGCCGAGGUGGCUGAGUGGCUCGAUACCGAUCUGGCGGGAGAUAUUGUAGAUAAGGAGGCUCGACAGAACAAGGAGGAGCCAGGCAAUACCGGUGUCCCACGAUAUAUCAUUGAGCGGGCGCAUCAUUUGGACGGAGCGGUAGAUCCAUCUGAAUUCAUCGAGGUGUUCGCCAAGAUCAAGGAAGACAAAACGGAAGCAUGA
Aspergillus pseudoviridinutans is the source of this 678-nucleotide messenger RNA. RefSeq names its product DsbA family oxidoreductase. NCBI's taxonomy places the organism in Eukaryota, Fungi, Ascomycota, Eurotiomycetes, Eurotiales, Aspergillaceae. Gene Ontology annotation, molecular function: oxidoreductase activity. The coding region runs from base 1 to 678 and encodes 225 amino acids. The record is from RefSeq and is a predicted model, not a curated record. The transcript is spliced from 2 exons.